AUGGCAGAAGUUGCUCCAGCUCCCGCCGCCCCGACUAAGGCACCCAAGAAGAAAGCUGCAAAUAAGGCCAAGAAAGUGGGGCCCAGUGUUGGAGAAUUGAUUGUGAAGGCAAUUUCUGCUUCCAAGGAGAGGAGUGGAGUUUCACUUGCGGCCUUGAAGAAAGCUCUGGUUGCCAGCGGCUACGACGUGGAGAAAAACAACUCGCGGGUGAAGGUGGCUGUUAAGAGUCUGGUGGCCAAGGGGACCUUGGUUCAGACUAAGGGGACCGGUGCCUCUGGCUCGUUUAAGCUUAACAAGAACCACCCGCUUGAAAAGAAGCCUGCCAAGAAGGUAGCCCCUAAGAUUAAGAAGCCUGCUGCGGCUAAAAAGCCGGUAGCAAAGAAGGCUGCGGCAAAAAAGUCACCGAAGAAGCCCGCUACACCGAAGGCGAAGAAGAGCCCAAAGAAACCAAAAAAGACGGCAGUGGCGAAGAAGCCGACCAAGAGUCCUAAAAAAAUCAAGAAGGCGACAGCAGCGGCGAAGAAGGUGACCAAGAGUCCUAAGAAAACAAAGGCGACCAAGCCAAAAGUGGCCAAACCCAAAGCCAAGAAAGCUGCUCCAAGGAAGAAGUGA
Molecule: messenger RNA, 612 nt
Organism: Conger conger (European conger)
Lineage: Eukaryota; Metazoa; Chordata; Actinopteri; Anguilliformes; Congridae
Product: histone H1-like
Exons: 1
Coding region: 1-612 (203 amino acids)
Biological process (GO): nucleosome assembly
Cellular component (GO): nucleosome
Molecular function (GO): DNA binding; structural constituent of chromatin
Source: RefSeq, a predicted model, not a curated record